GCAGAGGCGGUGCAGAGCUAGAGGAAGCGUUCAGCCAUUUUAGACGAGCGCUCGGACACGGACAAAAACAUUGACCUAAAUGUCCAUGUUCUCUGUUUUAAUGUAGCUAAAAGAUUGUUAUAGAAAAAUACACUGGGUUCUGAAGAGGAGGACAAACAGGGCGACUUAAAGUCUCCUAAAAAAACAACAACAUAACGGCUCUUAAAGAUGGCCGUCGAUAGGCGAGACGACAAAGAUGGAGAGCUUAAUGUUCUGGAGGAUAUCUUGACCGAUGCUCCAGAUCAAGAUGACGAGCUCUACAACCCUGAAAGUGAACAUGACCUGAACGACAAGAAAGGUUCCAAGCGAAAGAACGAACGUGGGGACAGCCACGAUGCAAAGCGACUGAGGUCUUCUGGCCACUCCACCAGGCAGUUAGUUAAGAGGUCAGUAUCAUCCAGUAGAGCCAUUGGGAAAAAGGUGAUCAGCAUGAGAGGCAGACACCACCCUGAUGACUUCUACGAAGACAGGAGGAACCAUUCUGGCAGAGGGCGAGCUCCCCGGACUGAUCUGUCCAAAGGACACAGCAGAGACCACCAUAGAAGGAUCAAGCCACUGAUGCCAGAACUGAAUCAGAAGCUGAGGAGGACGAGUGAAGAGAGCCUGGGCCGGGUCAGCCGUUCCUCGAAAGACGAGGAAGAAGCACAGUCGGAAGAGUACGCUUCAGAGCAGGAGACGGGUAGUUCCGCAGGCUCCUCUGAAGGCAACCGCUCUGACUGUGAGGAAGAAGAGGUGAUGGAGGAUGAGGAUGAUGAAGGAGAGAAGGGCCCAGACGAUGAAGAGGAGGAAGAGGAUGUUGAGGGAGAAGAAGGAGAAGAUGAGGAUGAAGACUAUGAGCUGGAGGAUGGAGACCAGCAGGAAGGGAACGAGCAGAACGACUACGACACACGCAGCGAAGCAAGCGAGUCACAGUCAGAGUCUGUGUCCUUUUCAGAGGGCGAGUCGGUGCACUCCGCCUCAGGCUCUGAGGCUUCAGAUAAGGAAAGAAAAGAGAAGAAGCACGCUAGAGGGAUAUCACCAAUCGUUUUUGAUAGAAGUGGAAGCUCAGCUUCAGAAUCAUGCACAGGGUCCGAAAAGAAGCACGAGAAGUUGUCAUCCUCCGUACGUGCCGUGAGAAAAGAUCAAACCAGCAAGCUGAAAUACGUGCUGAGAGAGGCUAGGUUCUUUCUAAUCAAGAGCAACAACCAUGAGAAUGUUUCUCUUGCCAAAGCAAAGGGAGUAUGGUCAACCCUGCCUGUGAACGAGAGAAAGUUGAACGCGGCGUUCCGUUCGGCUAGAAGCGUCAUCCUUGUUUUUUCGGUCAGGGAAAGCGGUAAAUUUCAAGGUUUUGCUCGACUAUCAUCUGAGUCUCAUCAUGGAGGUUCUCCCAUCCACUGGGUCCUGCCUGCAGGCAUGAACGCUAAGAUGCUUGGCGGAGUCUUCAAAAUCGACUGGAUAUGCAGGCGGGAGUUACCUUUUACAAAGUCAGCACACCUUACCAAUUCCUGGAACGAACACAAGCCUGUAAAGAUCGGACGCGAUGGACAGGAGAUCGAGACGAACUGUGGCCUACAGCUGUGCAUGCUCUUCCCUCCGGAUGAGAGCAUUGACUUGUAUCAGGUUAUUCACAAAAUGCGCCACAAGAGGAGGACGCACUCGGAGCCUCGAUCCCGGGGCCGUCCCCCGCACAGAGAGCCCGCCCCCCGAGACCUGGGAAGGCAUCGUCCAGAGGAAUAUGACAUGCACAACAGGAAGCGACCCCGGAUUGACUAUCCUCCCGAGUUCCCCCAGAGACCAGGUUUUAUGCAAGACCCACGCAACCAGCCUGUGGACAGGCGAUUUUCUGGUGUAAGGAGAGAUGUUUUCCUCAAUGGCUCGUACAAUGAUUACAUGCGGGAGUUCCAUCACAGCAUUGGGCCUCCACCUCCAUGGCAAGGGAUGAUUAUUUCUGUUCCCCUGAAGGCACCAUAUCCGGGAAUGGAUCAGCCUCCUCACCACCCAUAUUACCAACACCAUCCUCCCCCACCUCAGGCUCACCCGCCCUACUCUGGUCAUCACCCUAUGCCCCAUGAGGCACGUUUCAGGGAGAAGAGGGUCGUUCGUUCUUUCUCCUCCAGUCUGCACGAUUACGACAUGCGCGUGGACGACUUCCUGCGACGCACCCAGGCGGUGGUGAGCGGCCGCAGAAGCCGGCCCAGAGAGCGCGAGCGCCAGAGAGAACGCGAACGACCAAGAGACGCCCGGCGAGAGCGUGAAAGAGAGAGAGGCCGCGAACGUGACCGUAACAGAGAUCGCAUCAGAGACCGUGACCGUGAGAAAGAAAGAGGGCGCUAUCGCAGAUAAGACAAGUCAUCUCCACAGCUUGUUUCUCUCAUUAUGAUCACAUGGAAAGGAUGUGCUCUGUAACACAUUAGAUUGUCUAUUGGUUCCCCCUUUUAAGUUCUGUCUGGAGAACACACACACACACACCCCUUUAGAGUUUUGUUUUUUUGUAGAUAUUUUUUUUUUUGCUUGUGUAUAAAGCUAAAGAAAAUCUCCUCUGUUCCUUUCGAAGUGUUAUUUUUAAAUAUAAGCAUUUUCUUGUUUUACAGGAAAUGUAUUGUAUCGCGCAUGCAGCGUUUUCUACUGUGACAACCAAAAAUGUUUUUUUAUUUUUAUUUUUUUCCCCCUCUUUCAAUCGCGCAGCAUCUAGAGGCCUCUGUUUACCAUGCCAGGAGAUGCUGCCAGUCCUUGUACAUACAGUGUGUACACUGCUAAUCAACUCUAUCAUGCGGUUACAAUAAUGCACACGUGUGUCUGUGAUAUGUUAUUGUACAGAGCUUCUGAAUGGACUGUUAUGCAGUACAACAAACUGCAGCAAGUUCUUUUAUUUGGCUUUACGUUCUGAAUGUUAUGUUUUGCGUAUGUGGGU
Silurus meridionalis is the source of this 2929-nucleotide messenger RNA. It is a transcript of the gene ythdc1, whose product is annotated as YTH domain containing 1. Gene Ontology annotation, cellular component: nucleoplasm. Gene Ontology annotation, biological process: mRNA splicing, via spliceosome; regulation of alternative mRNA splicing, via spliceosome. The record is from RefSeq and is a predicted model, not a curated record. Lineage: Eukaryota; Metazoa; Chordata; Actinopteri; Siluriformes; Siluridae. Gene Ontology annotation, molecular function: N6-methyladenosine-containing RNA reader activity; mRNA binding. The transcript is spliced from 17 exons. Bases 208 to 2361 code for a protein of 717 amino acids.